Messenger RNA from Styela clava, 2889 nucleotides. Its product is annotated as beta-hexosaminidase-like. Gene Ontology annotation, biological process: glycosaminoglycan metabolic process; carbohydrate metabolic process. Gene Ontology annotation, cellular component: membrane. The record is from RefSeq and is a predicted model, not a curated record. Gene Ontology annotation, molecular function: polysaccharide binding; beta-N-acetylhexosaminidase activity. Lineage: Eukaryota; Metazoa; Chordata; Ascidiacea; Stolidobranchia; Styelidae.
AAUUUCGAAAACGUGUGUAAACACGGAAAUGGGGCAGCUCAUCACAGCUAUUAGCUCUUUUUUUGGAUUGAAAAACGCCCGCAUGACUCUACUCGUUUUCAAACUUUGUGCAAGUGUUGCAAUUUUUGCGGGAAUGCGUCCACGCUAAUGGGCGUUUGGAACGAAAUCAGGUACAGUGCCGCUGCAGCAGUAUUGAUCAACAAUGCGACAACUCGGGGAAUUCCCGUUUUAUUCGCAACCUGUGUGCAACGAUUUUUCCUCGUUGUGCGUUUGUUUUAAGGUUUAUUUUUAAGAAAUCUGAACGAUGCUCGCGGGUCAGGAUCUUCUGGAUUACAUAGGAAAGAAUAUAAAGGUGAUUUACGAAGUUGUAACUAAUUUUGGGCCCGUAUGCAAGAGCAGGAUAACAUUAACAAAUGGAGGGAACCAAACUAUCCCUGAAGGGAAAAAUGACUGGACAAUUUACCUAUAUCACAUGUGCCAAAUCGCUAGCGAAAACAUCGAGAUAGAUACGGAUCAUGUUAUAGGGGGAUUGUUUCAGCUGUACCCAACAGAUCAUUUUGCUGGAAUAAAACCAGGUGAAAAACUACAAGUUUCUUUAAGUUCGGAUGAACCAACUGUGUCUCGUUCAUCAAUUUUUCCAAACUGGUACAUUGCAUCCGAAGGCUUAGAAUCCAGAGUAUUGGAAUCAACUGCUGAUGAAAAUUUGUCAUUUGUAGAAAGUUUUGACUCUUCAAAAAAGUGGAAGAAGGGAAAAUUAGACAAAUCAAAUCCCUUCACACCAGAAGAAAGGUAUGACAAAUAUUUUGUUAAAGAUAGAGGUGAUGCGGUUAAACUUGUUAUACCCACUCCACUUAUUUGUGAUCUUGAUAAUGACAAUAUGAUAAAUAUAUCCCAAGAAUGGGUGAUAUAUGUUGCUGAUAAUACUGAUAUAUUCAAAAAUGAAGUUAACUUACUUGCUGAACGGCUACAUUUACAAGAAUCAAAAAUAUUUAAAGAAUCACAUGUCAUAUGCCUGAAGCAAGGCGAUGUUAAAAAUGAAUAUAACAGUAACGAAGCCUAUGUGAUUGAAAUUAAAUCUGAGGGUCCAAUUAUCAAUAUUACUUCCAAGUUUCCUAGUGGUAUGUUUUACGCUGUACAAACGUUGUUUUCGUUACUGAGUAAAGCAAAUGAUGAAGAAAAUUAUUCUCUGCCAUGUGGGAUGAUGACUGAUGCACCUAGAUUCCAGUACAGAGGGAUUCACAUUGAUGUUGCCAGAAAUUUUGUAAGAAAAGAAGAAAUCCUAAAAAUGAUAAAAGUUAUGUCAAUGUACAAGAUGAACAAAUUACAUUUUCAUCUCACUGAUGAUGAAGGUUGGAGACUUGAGAUUAAGGAUUUGCCCGAAUUGACUGAAAUUGGUGCAAAAAGAGACCACGAUUUAGCAAAAACGGGGCUAGCUGUUGAACCAACAUUAGGGUCUGGUCCUAAGGGAGAUGCAUGUAGCUUUUAUACUGUUGAAGAUUAUCAGAAUAUUUUGCAAUAUGCGAAAGAACAUCAUGUUGAAGUUAUACCUGAAAUUGACAUGCCCGGACAUUCAUAUGCUGCUGUACUGUCCAUGGCAGCCAGAUACAACAAGUACAGAGAAGCUGGAAAUAUGGAAGCGGCAAAAGAAUUCAUGCUAUCAGAUCUAAGCGAUAAUGCAUCGUAUACAUCCGAUCAAAAAUAUACAAACAACACAAUCAAUCCCUGUUUAGAAGGAAGUAGAAGAUUUGUAGAGAAAAUUAUUUCAUCUUUGAAAAAGUUGCAUGAACCUAUUCAGCCCUUGAAAAUUUUCCAUGUUGGUGGCGAUGAGGUCCCAGUUGGUGCCUGGGACGGAUCAAGCAUAUGCCAAGUAUAUUACAAAGAAAAUAACCUUGAUGGAAAUGAUCCAUAUAUUGAUGAAACUGAUGAGGAUUAUGAGUCAGUCAAAAUGACAUCCGCUCUACAAGAGUAUUUUUUAAGCUAUGUGGAAGAAAUUUGUCGCAAAGAAAAUCUUCAGCUUGCUGUGUGGAAUGAUGGGAUUCGAGAUCCAACAGUACAACAGAAGUCAGACUGUCCUAAACUUGUACAUGCUUGGAGAAUCAGCAGAAAAAAUGAUAAGCAUAAUCCGAAUAUACUUGCAAAUUCUGGGUAUCAAGUUGUUAUUUCAUCUGCUACUCAUACAUAUUUUGAUCAUCCUUAUGAACCAGAUCCCGAAGAAUGUGGUCUUCAUUGGUGUGUGAGAAUGCUCGACACCAAAACUGUGUUUGGAAUGACCCCUUUAGAUAUGUAUUCCUGUCAGGAUAAAAGGUUUAAAAAAUUUGACCAUGAAAAGCUUCUUAACAGAAGUUCUGUAUUGGGAGUGCAGUCUCAAAUAUGGGGAGAACUUCUUAGAAGUGAGAACAUGUUUGAAUAUAUGCAAUUUCCAAGGUUGUUGGCACUUGCGGAACGGGCAUGGCAUGAAGCAAAGUGGGAAAAUGGUUCGAAUGAAUCAAAAGAGGAAGAUUGGGAAAGCUUUGCCAAUACAAUUGGAUACAAAGAGCUCAGAAGGCUUGAUAAACUUGACAUACAUUACAGAGUUCCACCACCCGGUAUUAAAAUUCAAAAUGACAAGUUAUUACUGGCUUCAGUCUAUCCAGGGUUAAAGUUCAAAUACCGUCUUAAUGGUGAUGUAAAUUGGACCAGUUUAACUUCACCCCAGUCAGUAGACACCUUCAAGAAAGGUGCAACAUAUGAAUUUGUCACAAUGUCAUCUGAUGGAAAAAGAUUGAGCAGACUAAUUACAAAAAAAUUUUGACUUGUUCAAAUAGGUUUAUUUCCAUUUAUGCAAAUGUGUAGUGUAUUUUUUAUUUGUUUUCUAGUAAUUAAGAAUAAAAGAUAUUAAUUUUUACUGUU